UUCUUCUCUUCCAAAACGUCCAGAGAACACUGUCGUUUCGCACUCUUCCAUUCUCUGUGGACCCGUUUCCACCGAUCUCCGGACAACAACUCAAAACCCAAAAACGGUUCAUCAUCACCCAGGAGAAUCUCGUCUCCUUCAUUCUCCCCACCGGCGCAGCCAGAUCCUCUAGCUCAGCCCCAUAUCCUUCCCCCAAGGAAGCCUCUACCUCGCAGCAGGCCUCCCAUGAACUCCCGAAUCCAGUCAAACGCUCAUUUUCUUUCACCUCAGUAGCAAAACCAGAGACACCCAGCUCUCUCCUGUCCAUCUCCCUUUACCACCAAAUCACAUCUCUAGCAAACAUCCCUUCGCUCGAUAGCCAUUGCAAAUGGUAGCAACCAGCACCUCCAUGAGAAAUAUAGCUCACAUUCUCAUCUUUCCCAUACCCAUUUAGCAGACUCGAUCCAUACUCGCGACGGUCCCUUUCCCUCACCGACAGCCUCUCUUUCAUCCUUGCAGAUCCUCAAAAAAAAAAAAAAAAACAGAAACCCAGCAGUCCAACGAUUUCCAUCCAACCACACGUCGUCGCCAGCGUCCUCACCAUAGUAGCUCUCGGGCCCUCUCAUUUCACAGACACAUAUCGCGCUAGACAGCCGGAACUGGACAGAAGCCUUGCGCUCCAAACAGAGGAGAUUUUCCUUCACAAUCUUCAUCAUCUAUUCCUCGGGCCAGGAAAUUGGGGAAGGACGCUGGAGCACCGGCGAAGCUGCCCUGAAGAGCCGACGGGUGUCCGAUUGGCUAGUGCUCUUCACGGGCCGCGACAAGGUUCUAACACCGUCCCACUCGUCGGCGAGUGAAGGCGCGUCGCCUGUCCAUCGCUGCUCUAGUCAUCCUCGCCGGAGUCGCCUCGCAGCCCCCGCAUCAAAUCUGUGGUUCAUUUGCCGUUUGGGUGUUGGGUGGAGGUGUUUUUGGUACUGUUCACACGUCCGGAGAGCAAGAAUAUAGAGAUACUCAUUCCCUCCUUCCUUUCAACUCCACCACCAUUCUGUCAUCCUCCUUCUCCAUUCAGGAAGCAGAAAGCAAAAGAUGGAGACUAUAAAUUCAAGACUUGGAGAUAGGGAUGGGGAGACAAAUGUUUCAAUUGCUCGUGGGGGGCCUAUUUAUGUUCCCAACUUAGUGGGCCCUCUCACUAGGGUUCCUGACUUUGAGUCUGCUCUGUUUCAUGAACUUCAGGAUUUGAAGGAUGAAUUAUGCUCGCAUGCUUCUUCACCCUCCAUUGACGAUGAUAUUUCGGUUGAUGAGCUUAAAAUUUACAGCGACGAGGAUUUGGUGGAGAUGGCCUUGAAGGAAACUCUGGAUGAUGAGAAGAAUGGAAGUUCCUUGCUGCCAUACUCAGAGGACUUGAAUGGUAGAGUUGCAAGCAAUAAUACAGAUUUGGAAAGCUGUAGAGUAGGAGAUCCUUCAGCUGCUUUGGAAUCAUUGAAUGCAGAAACUUGUUGCAGUGGAACUAUUGUUAACAACAAAUUAAGGAAGAGAAAAAGACCUUUGAAAUUUUCUGAUGGGUCUCAUAGCAGAACCAGCUCAAGUGGAACUAUCAUUAACAACAAUUCGAGGAAGGGAAAAGGAAAGAAGGCAAAUAAGUGUGAUAUUGACGAGAGUUGCUUUGCAAAGGUGGAUAAACUGUUGAAAAUCAAACACAAGCAGGAUCAAGACAAAGCAGCUGUCGGAUUGCAUUCAUUCAAUUGCAGUGUCAACAAGGAUGCCAUCCCGUCCAUGGAGUCCAAGAGUGCUGAAAGGUUGGAAAUUCUAAGAUCUACAAAUUCUGGGAAACAGCAGUUGAAGCCCUCAAAUAUUCAAGAAUAUAUACCAGUACGUCAUCCAGAGGUUGUCCUUUGUGUUGAGGUUUACCACAACGUACGACACUGGUUAAAGACACAAGAGUUCUUGGUCCUAGGAAGACAAAUGUUAACCGAAAUGAGGGACAGGAUUUAUUGCAUGACAGAUCAAGUGAUGCAAAAGGCCGGGCAGUAUGAUCUAUCUGGAUAUUUUCUCAUAGAAGAUGUGUUUUGCAAUGAUACAAGGGAUCCAUCUGCAAUAGAUUAUAGUAUACCUAUUAUUGAUUGGCUUAUGAACUCAAAGGAUGAUGCUCUAAGAAAAUGGGAAUGUGUCAUAAAUGGGGAGUUACAACGAAAGCAGAAAGCAGUUAUAGGUGAGGUAACAACUUCGCAGAUACCCCAAUUCAGACGUGUUGACAUGCAGAAAACGCGGUUUUGUGACUUGAGAUUUCGUCUUGGUGCCGGAUACCUCUAUUGUCAUCAGGGAGAUUGCAAGCAUACCAUUGUUAUCAGGGACCUGAGAUUGGUUCAUCCUGAGGAUGUCCAGAACCGGGCAGCUUAUCCAAUAGUAAUUUUCCAACUAAAACUGCGUGUCCAGAAAUGCAACGUUUGCAACAUUUUCAGGGCUACAAAGGUGACAGUGGAUGACAAAUGGACUCCAGAUAAUCCUUGCUAUUUUUGUAAUGACUGCUAUUACCUUCUUCACUACUCUCAGAAUGGUUCUCUACUGUAUAAUGACUUUUCAACUUACGACUAUCUUCACGACUAAUUGCUUCAGUAGCUUGUGUUAGUACGUUUUUGAACUUGCAAUUUAGCGAACCUGUGCUUUUUUGGCAACUGUAGGUUUAAUUGUAGCGAUAAAUGCUAUAUUAAAUUUCUUGACUUGACAUAUUACUGCUGUAAGUUAUUGAAGGGGGUUCUGCUGGCUGCUUGAUUUA
Molecule: messenger RNA, 2752 nt
Organism: Manihot esculenta (cassava)
Lineage: Eukaryota; Viridiplantae; Streptophyta; Magnoliopsida; Malpighiales; Euphorbiaceae
Product: snRNA-activating protein complex subunit
Exons: 13
Coding region: 1066-2583 (505 amino acids)
Biological process (GO): snRNA transcription by RNA polymerase II; snRNA transcription by RNA polymerase III
Cellular component (GO): snRNA-activating protein complex
Molecular function (GO): RNA polymerase III type 3 promoter sequence-specific DNA binding; RNA polymerase II cis-regulatory region sequence-specific DNA binding; bent DNA binding
Source: RefSeq, a predicted model, not a curated record